UAUAUAUGAAUACUGAAAAUAACUAUGUCUGAUUGGAUAAUAAGAAAUGAUAAAUAUUAUCAAACAUUUUUUUUUAUUUUUUUUUUCAGAAAAGAUAUACAUGUCAAAUAUGCAUGGAUAUGCAUUUCACAACCAAGGGUAAAUGCAAAGCACAUAUCAUUGAACAGCAUAGUAAAGUGAACUAUAAAUGUGUAAAAUGUGCCAAGGUGUUCCUUAGAAAUACUCCAUCUAAUUUCUGUCAUACAAGUAGAAAUGACUUUACCAGAUUUCAUACUGUCACGGGCCAGAGAGGCAAAGAGGCAGAAGAAGCCUUACAGGAAUUCAUUAAAAACAUUGAUCAAAUGAUUAUUGAUAAUACAAACAGAUAUUAUGCACCAACACAAAGACAUAACACAUUGCCUAGAUUACCAUACUCGGGUAAAAGAAGUUCUCAAGAUAUAAAUGUAUACCAAAAACAAGCCUCACCACCAAAAAGACUUUGUGUUAGAGAACGGUCACUUUCGUCAACCGACACAUCUAGAUCAUCUAGUAGUAGCAGCAACAGCAGUAGUAGCAGCAACAGCAGUAGUAGCAGCAACAGCAGUAGUAGCAGUAGUAAUGACAUUGAAAUUGACAAACUAGAGGAAAGUGUAGUAGAGGUAAAUAUUAUGAGUGACAAUAGACAACAGGAAAGAGAAUUUUUAAGAAGGAGGUUAGCAGAGGAAAAGAAAAAGAUAGAAGCUGAAGAUAAAAGAAAAGAAGAAGAAAGGAAAGAAAGAUUGAGAAUCGAGUCGGAUGUAAGAGAAACAGAGAGAAGAAUAUAUAUUAAAUUAAAGAAGCAAGAGGAGGAAGAUAGACAGAAGAAAGAGAAGGAAGAUAGACAGAAGAAAAUGGAGGAAGAUAGAAAGAAGAAAGAGAAGGAAGAUAGAAAGAAGAAAGAGGAAGAAGAUAGAAAGAAGAAAGAGGAAGACAGACAGAAGAAAAUGGAGGAAGAUAGACAGAAGAAAAUGGAGGAAGAUAGACAAAAGAAAAUGGAGGAAGAUAGACAGAAGAAAGAGGAGGAAGAUAGACAGAAGAAAAUGGAGGAAGACAGACAGAAGAAAAUGGAGGAAGAUAGAAAGAAAAAAGAGGAAGAAGAUAGAAGAAAGCAAGAGGAAGAAGAUAGAAAGAAGCAAGAGGAGGAAGAUAGAAAGAAGGAAGAUGAAGAGAAUAGAAAGAAGAAAGAGGAUAGAAAGGAAGAAGGAAAUAGAAAGAAAGAGGAAGAUAGAAAAAUAGAUGAAGAAAAUAUACAGAAGAAAGUAGAAGAUAGAAAGAAUAUAAAUGAGAAAAAUAGAAAGGAGGAAGAACAUGGAGAAAAAGAUGAAGAGAAUCAAAAUGAAGAUGAUAGAAGGAAGGAGGAAAAUGAUAAGAAAUAUAAAAAAGAGAAUGAACAUAGUGAAGGAAAAUAUAAAAAGGAACAUGAGGAGAAAAAUAUAAAAAAGAAAGACGAUGUGAGCAAAAAUAAACUUAAAGAAAGAAUUAAACAAAUUAAAAAGGACAAUGAAAAUAAAAUUAUCUUGAACAUAGGAGGAAAACAAUUUUAUACAUGUAGAAAUACAUUAAGAAGCACGGAUGGACUUUUGAAAUGUCUUGCCGAUGAGAAAGAAUCUGAAUUUUUUAUAGAUAGGGACUAUAACAUAUUCUUUAUCAUAUUAAAUUAUCUUAGAUACUGUAGAGAGAAUGAAACUCUGAAAAAGAGCAACUUACCAAAUACAUCAGUAGAGCUAAGACAACUGAUUAUUGAAGCCAAAUAUUAUUUAUUACCAAAACUUGAAAAAUUAGCGCGAGAGAAAUUAGGUGAACUGUGAAUGAGUUAUUAUGAGAAAAUGAUAUGUAAGAGGAGAACCAGUCUCAGUCUUGAUAAUGAAGAAGAAUUCCAGGAACAGAUGAAGAAAAGAAAAUUUUUAUGUACAAUUAAUAAUUAUUGAAUAAUAUUUUAUGU
Molecule: messenger RNA, 1960 nt
Organism: Ruditapes philippinarum (Manila clam)
Lineage: Eukaryota; Metazoa; Mollusca; Bivalvia; Venerida; Veneridae
Exons: 1
Coding region: 114-1826 (570 amino acids)
Biological process (GO): protein homooligomerization
Molecular function (GO): protein binding
Source: RefSeq, a predicted model, not a curated record